Camellia sinensis is the source of this 2118-nucleotide messenger RNA. Its product is annotated as F-box/kelch-repeat protein At1g55270. Gene Ontology annotation, molecular function: protein binding. Lineage: Eukaryota; Viridiplantae; Streptophyta; Magnoliopsida; Ericales; Theaceae. The record is from RefSeq and is a predicted model, not a curated record.
UGUGUGUAUAUAAGAGAGAGAGAGAGAGUGAGAGAGACGUUUUGAAGUUGCUGUAGCUCUUCAACGUAUAUGAAGAUUGAAGCUUAUAGAGUUCUCGAUCUGGGUAUGUGAAGCAAAUUUAACGUUGAUUUUUGAUUCUGGGUGCGACCCAGAAAUUCGUUUAUGAAACUCUACUGGUUAGAUGGACCCAACCAUUGAACGGCCUCCGAAUGCACAGAGGGGUUAUCGUGUUCAAGCUCCACUGGUUGAUUCUGUGUCAUGCUAUUGUAAAGUAGAUUCAGGCUUGAAAACGGUUGUUGGGGCAAGAAAAUUUGUUCCAGGGUCUAAGAUAUGCAUCCAACCUGAUAUCAAUCCUCAUGCACACAAGACUAAAAACUCACGAAGGGAGAGAGCCAGAUUUCAACCACCCCUCUUGCCAGGCCUUCCUGAUGAUCUUGCCAUUGCUUGUCUGAUUCGAGUCCCUCGUGUUGAACAUAAUAAACUUCGACUAGUUUGCAAGAGAUGGUAUCGCCUUCUGGCUGGAAACUUCUUUUAUUCUCUUAGGAAAAGUCUUGGAAUGGCAGAAGAGUGGGUUUAUAUCAUUAAAAGAGACUGCGAUGGGAGGAUUUCUUGGCAUGCUUUUGAUCCCACAUACCAGCUCUGGCACCCACUUCCACCUGUUCCCGGAGAAUAUAGUGAAGCUCUUGGAUUUGGUUGUGCUGUUCUGAGUGGAUGCCAUCUGUACUUAUUCGGAGGAAAAGAUCCACUCAAGGGGUCUAUGAGACGGGUCAUUUUCUAUAAUGCUCGGACAAAUAAAUGGCACAGAGCACCAGAUAUGCUUCGGAAACGUCAUUUUUUUGGUGCUUGUGUCAUAAAUAACUGCCUUUAUGUGGCUGGUGGAGAAUGUGAGGGAAUCCAGAGAACUCUACGUUCUGCUGAAGUUUAUGAUCCCAACAAGAACCGCUGGAGCUUUAUAGCAGAUAUGAGCACAGCUAUGGUCCCUUUUAUUGGAGUUGUAUAUGAUGGGAAGUGGUUUGUAAAAGGACUAGGGUCCCACCGAGAGGUCCUUAGUGAAGCCUAUAUACCUGAAACUAAUACCUGGACUCCAAUCAGUGAUGGGAUGGUUGCUGGUUGGCGGAACCCUAGUUUGUCUUUGAAUGGAAAGCUCUAUGCUUUGGAUUGUCAUGAUGGGUGCAAACUUAGGAUUUUUGAUGAAGCUACAAAUUCUUGGGAUAGAUUUAUAGAUAGCAAACUCCAUCUAGGGAAUUCUCGUGCAUUACAGGCUGCUGCUCUUGCCCCCCUUAAUGGGAAGCUUUGUAUCAUCCGUAACAACAUGAGCAUCAGUAUGGUUGAUGUCUCUUGUCCUGAUAAACGAGUUGAGAGUAACCCUCACCUUUGGGAAAAUAUUGCUGGGAAAGGUCACAUCAGAACUCUUUUCACAAAUUUAUGGUCAAGUAUAGCUGGGCGAGGAGGAUUGAAAAGUCAUAUCGUGCACUGUCAGGUGCUUCAAGCGUGAGAAUCAGCAUUCAUAUUGCUUGUCAUUGCUGACAAGAUUGCUUCAUUAUCUUCAUCUAUCAUGGCUGUGCUGCUACAGAGUGAAGUUGCAUCACUUGAUUGACAUUGGGUUUUGCACCUUGUGAACAAAAAAAUUGCAUUUAUUCUCUUUUGAUGUACCGUUCUUACUUUUUGUGGAGAAUGGAUGAACAGGGAUCUUCUGCUCAUGUGGACUUAAUUCUCACUUCACAAAGAGGUUCAGCUUGAAGAAAUGAAAAUGGGGAUAGAAUCAUAGGUGCAUUCAAAAAUCAAGUUGGAAAAGCAACUUUAGUGGAACUUCAUUGCCAGCUCUUGUAUAAAUUUCAUCUGGAACUGAUGCCAUUUCAUCAUUCAGAUGGUUCACAUGUAUUUACAAGGUGAGAGUGAUUUACUGUUUCUUUUCUCAAUAGAUUUAUGGGGAUAUUUCUUUACAUUCAUGAAGAGAGAGCGGAUAGUUUUCAAACCUGUAAACCUUUUUCAUUUGGUGAUGGCCAGUGUGUUCUUUGCUUGUGGAAUCUAUCUUCUUACUUAUUAUGUAAUUUUGGAGGUGCUGUGUGAAUAUACAUGGAUUAUUAUAUAUAUAAUCAAUUACAUUUAGAUUAAACA